This is a messenger RNA of Xyrauchen texanus (razorback sucker), 492 nucleotides long. Its product is annotated as NADH dehydrogenase [ubiquinone] 1 beta subcomplex subunit 4-like. The record is from RefSeq and is a predicted model, not a curated record. The transcript is spliced from 3 exons. Gene Ontology annotation, cellular component: mitochondrion. Bases 21 to 407 code for a protein of 128 amino acids. NCBI's taxonomy places the organism in Eukaryota, Metazoa, Chordata, Actinopteri, Cypriniformes, Catostomidae.
GUUCUGUGCAGUUCGCAACUAUGGCGGACUACAAAGAGGCUCCUCUGGCUACAAGGCCAAAAACAUUAGAUCCAGCCGAAUAUUUCAAUCUUUCACCUGAUUACCGACGGGCUGAGGAGGAGAGAACGGCGCUAAAGGCAAGCCUGAAGAGGCAGUAUAUGGUGCAACUAAACAAUCCUCACCGGAAAGAGCUUAUUGAGGAUCCUGCUCUUACAAGGUGGACAUAUGCACGCACCAGCAACGUAUACCCCAACUUCAGACCAACUCCUAAAACUUCAUUGUUGGGUGCCUUGUUUGGAGUUGUACCCCUAUUCGUCUUGUACUUUGUGUUUAAGACUGACCGGGACAAAAGGGAGUGCAAGAUUAAGGCAGGGAACUAUGAGCGCCCCUAUAAACUGUCAUCCUGAGAGCAAAUAGUUGUUUUUUUGAUUCAACAGUUUAUUGUAUCUAAUAUUACUUGUAAUUAUCAAAUAAAUUCUUUAUUGUUGAAAA